Messenger RNA from Caenorhabditis briggsae, 1602 nucleotides. Gene Ontology annotation, cellular component: plasma membrane. Bases 1 to 1602 code for a protein of 533 amino acids. Gene Ontology annotation, biological process: monoatomic cation transport. The transcript is spliced from 7 exons. Gene Ontology annotation, molecular function: monoatomic cation transmembrane transporter activity. The record is from RefSeq and is a predicted model, not a curated record. NCBI's taxonomy places the organism in Eukaryota, Metazoa, Nematoda, Chromadorea, Rhabditida, Rhabditidae.
AUGCUGAAGCCACCACCACUACUCGAAGAGCAACCAACACAGACGUACUCUCCAACGACGUCAUCAGAUGAGGGUGUGGAAACGGCGGUGGAACAACGAUCGAACCGGGAUGACGAGCCGAGGAGUAUUCUGGAGAUUUACACGCCGAAAAUUCUGACGUCGAUGGAGACGGUGGCGAUGAGGAGGCGGAGAAUGUGCCGGACACGAUGUUGCAGAUUUUUUUGCAGGAAUCGAGAUAAUUGCGCUCAAACUGCGCGCUGUCGGCUGAUUGCUAUACCAUCUUGCUUGCCCACUUUGAGAUUAAUUAUCUCGGCUCUUAUAAAAGAUAGCCUCUUCCCAUUUUUCAUCGGCGGAUGUGGUUCGAUUGGUGCUGGCCUUCUGUUAACCUAUGCCAACAAAGAGUUAUCUCUGAUCAAAGAAAUUCCAGAAUUUCUGGUCCUCAUGCCACCUCUUCAAGGACUACGUGGCAAUCUGGACAUGACUUUCUCAUCCAGAAUGUCUACAUUGGCUCAUAAGGGCGCGUUUGCAGAGGAGGGAAUUUUGAUGAGGGUCAGGAGGAAUGCAGCGGUGUCUGAGGCUCUCUCAAUAGUCGUUUGCCUUGUUGCCAAUCUCAUCUCUCUAUUCAUCGUCCACCUCACACCAGCUCUUCGAGAUUCUCAAUCAGAUGAAUUCGCCAACUCAACUACAGUGUCCAAUGACACUGAUACUCGUGAUUUGAGCAACAUCGAGAGCUCAAUGUUUCUAACUUCGUCGUCUAUUCUAUCUGUUGCCUUGAAUUGUGCCAUUUGUACGACUUUUUUGUUCACAAUUGUGUACUACGCGUGGAAGCAUGACUACAACCCAGAUAACAUUGUUGCUCCACUCGGAGCCAGCAUCUCUGAUAUGCUCACAAUCGGAUCAAUGCUCUUUUUGUGCUAUCUUCUGAGACCGUAUGCUGGCUUUUCGAGUGCUCUUCCGAAUAUUAUUAUCAGUAUUUCGAUUUGUAGUAUACCUGUUUGGAUUAUGUUGGGAUGGAAAGACGAAAUGGCAGUAACAACCGCAAAACAACAAUGCCUAACCCUAGUCUUCGCCUCGAUAGUCUCCUGUUUAGCCGGAUUAAUUCAAAGUGAAGGAGCAAUGACGUAUCCCAAUUAUCCUGCAUAUCAAACUCUGAUUUCUGGAUUAGCGGGAAAUCGAGGAGCAGUUCUAGCCUCUCGAAUAUCAUCCUAUCUGGAAAUCCAUCAAGAAUCUGAGCUGGAUUGGAAGCAGAGAGCAAUCCCUUUCAUCUACUAUCGAUCGGAUUGUUCAGAAGCGCAGACCGCCCGUCUUUUGUUAUUCACAGCGCUUCCAUUUCAGAUGUUCUUUGUUGGAAUAUCGACUGCGCUGUCUUUUGUAUAUGAGCCUGUUGAACUGGAUUGGAAAUUCUUCUUGGGUUAUGCAUUGGUGGUGUUGGUGCAGUCAUUUACAAUUCUCUAUCUGGCCCAAUUAAUAGUGUUCACUCUCUGGAAAUUCGGAUUGGAUCCGGAUAAUCAUGCGAUUCCACUACUGACUUCUGCGGCUGAUGUUUGUGGAUGUGGACUUUUGAUUUGCCUGUUUUUAGUACUGGAUAAGGCAUUUGGGUGA